Trematomus bernacchii (emerald rockcod) is the source of this 2922-nucleotide messenger RNA. Its product is annotated as scavenger receptor cysteine-rich type 1 protein M130. The transcript is spliced from 11 exons. The annotation marks the transcript as partial. Gene Ontology annotation, cellular component: membrane. NCBI's taxonomy places the organism in Eukaryota, Metazoa, Chordata, Actinopteri, Perciformes, Nototheniidae. The record is from RefSeq and is a predicted model, not a curated record.
CGGAGGAAGAGGAGCAGCUGAAACACGCUGAGAGUCUCAUACAUCGGGGACUUCUGUCUGGAGAUCUCUCUCUUUUUUCGGAAAAGUUUUCAAGUGAUAACCCAACAGGAGCAGCUGGAUUUCCUUUUCUUUUUUCUCUUUACAGGGUUGUUGAGAUGAUUCCUCUCCUCCUGCUCUGCUCGCUCAGUCUGAGUUUUGCUCAAGACUCUGUCAGGCUGGUGGGGGGGACCAGUCUGUGCUCAGGUAGACUGGAGGUGAACUCUGACCCGUCUAACCCGUCCUGGUCCUCAGUGUGUGAGGCUGACUUUGACCAGCAGGAUGCUCAGGUGGUCUGCAGGCAGCUGGGCUGUGGGGCUCCUUCAGUCCUCCAGGGGGCGCUCUAUGGAGAAGGGGAGGCUCCAAUGUGGACAAAAGAGUUCCAGUGUGGAGGCCAUGAGUCUGCUCUCCUGGACUGUAGCUCAGCCUCAGAGAGAAACACCUGCACAUCUGGCAGAGCUGUUGGCCUCACCUGCUCAGAGCCGGUCAGACUGGUGGGAGGAGAGAGUCGCUGUGCAGGAGACCUGGAGGUGAAACAAGGAGAAUGGAGACCAGUGGGGGGCGUUAACUCUCUCUGGACCCUGGAGACAGCAGAUGUUGUCUGCAGAGAUCUGGACUGUGGCUCUGCUGUUUCUGUGGGAGAGAGAGAGGAGUCCUCAAAGAGAUCUGUGUGGAGGAUCAGACCUGCCUGUGUUCAGUCUGGAUCUGCUCUGAGGGAGUGUGCAUUAUCAGUUUCCUCUUCCCACUUCCUGACUGUCACCUGUUCAGACUCUGUCAGGCUGCUGAAUGGGACCAGUCUGUGCUCAGGUAGACUGGAGGUGAAGUCUAACCAUUCUAACCCGUCCUGGUCCUCAGUGUGUGAGGCUGACUUUGACCAGCAGGAUGCUCAGGUGGUCUGCAGGCAGCUUGGCUGUGGGGCUCCUUCAGUCCUCCAGGGGGCGCUCUAUGGAGAAGGGGAGGCUCCAAUGUGGACCAAAGAGUUCCAGUGUGGAGGCCAUGAGUCUGCUCUCCUGGACUGUCGCUCAGCCUCAGAGAGAAACACCUGCUCAUCUGGCAGAGCUGUUGGCCUCACCUGCUCAGAGCCGGUCAGACUGGUGGGAGGAGAGAGUCGCUGUGCAGGAGACCUGGAGGUGAAACAAGGAGAAUGGAGACCAGUGAAGGGCUCUAACUCUCUCUGGACCCUGGAGACAGCAGAUGUUGUCUGCAGAGAUCUGGACUGUGGCUCUGCUGUUUCUUUGGGAGAGAGAGAGGAGUCCUCAAAGAGAUCUGUGUGGAGGAUCAGACCUGCCUGUGUUCAGUCUGGAUCUGCUCUGAGGGAGUGUGCAUUAUCAGUUUCCUCUUCCCACUUCCUGACUGUCACCUGUUCAGACUCUGUCAGGCUGGUGAAUGGGACCAGUCUGUGCUCAGGUAGACUGGAGGUGAAGUCUAACCUGUCUAACCCGUCCUGGUCCUCAGUGUGUGAGGCUGACUUUGACCAGCAGGAUGCUCAGGUGGUCUGCCGGCAGCUGGGCUGUGGGGCUCCUUCAGUCCUCCAGGGGGCGCUCUAUGGAAAAGGGGAGGCUCCAAGGUGGACCAAAGAGUUCCAGUGUGGAGGCCAUGAGUCUGCUCUCCUGGACUGUAGCUCAGCCUCAGAGAGAAACACCUGCUCACCUGGCAGAGCUGUUGGCCUCACCUGCUCAGAGCCGGUCAGACUGGUGGGAGGAGAGAGUCGCUGUGCAGGAGCUCUGGAGCUGAAGCUUCAGGGAGAAUGGAGACCAGUGAUUGGUUUUCCUACCUGGACCCUGGAGGCAGCAGGUGUUCUCUGCAGAGAUCUGGACUGUGGCUCUGCUGUUUCUGUGGGAGAGGGACAGUUGUCCUCAAAGAGCUCUGCGUGGAGGAUCAGUCCUACCUGUGUUGAGUCUGCAUCUGCUCUGAGGGAGUGUGCAACCUCAAGUUACUCUUCCUACUUCCUGACUCUUACCUGUUCAGACUCUGUCAGGCUGGUGAAUGGGACCAGUCUGUGCUCAGGUAGACUGGAGGUGAAGUCUAACCAGUCUAACCCGUCCUGGUCCUCAGUGUGUGAGGCUGACUUUGACCAGCAGGAUGCUCAGGUGGUCUGCAGGCAGCUGGGCUGUGGGGCUCCUUCAGUCCUCCAGGGGGCGCUCUAUGGAGAAGGGGAGGCUCCAAUGUGGACCAAAGAGUUCCAGUGUGGAGGCAAUGAGUCUGCUCUCCUGGACUGUAGCUCAGCCUCAGAGAGAAACACCUGCUCACCUGGCAGAGCUGUUGGCCUCACCUGCUCAGAGCCGGUCAGACUGGUGGGAGGAGAGAGUCGCUGUGCAGGAGACCUGGAGGUGAAACAUCAGGGAGAAUGGAGAGCAGUGGGGGGCUCUACCUGGACCCUGGAGGCAGCAGAUGUUCUCUGCAGAGAUGUGGACUGUGGUUCUGCUGUUUCUGUGGGAGAGAGAGAGGAGUCCUCAGAGAGACCUGUGUGGUGGAUCAGAUCUCUCUGUGUUCAGUCUGGAUCUGCUCUGAGGGAGUGUGCAUUCUCAGGUUCCUCUUCCCGCUUCCUGACUCUUACCUGUUCAGACUCUGUCAGGCUGGUGAAUGGGACCAGUCUGUGCUCAGGUAGACUGGAGGUGAAGUCUAACCAGUCUAACCAGUCUAACCCGUCCUGGUCCUCAGUGUGUGAGGCUGACUUUGACCAGCAGGAUGCUCAGGUGGUCUGCAGGCAGCUGGGCUGUGGGGCUCCUUCAGUCCUCCAGGGGGCGCUCUAUGGAGAAGGGGAGGCUCCAAUGUGGACCAAAGAGUUCCAGUGUGGAGGCCAUGAGUCUGCUCUCCUGGACUGUAGCUCAGCCUCAGAGAGAAACACCUGCUCACCUGGCAGAGCUGUUGGCCUCACCUGCUCAG